UAACUACACCUGGCUCCAGCUCCCAGUCAUCUGCUCUGAGCUCCAAGACCCAGAGAAGCCCAGCACCUUCCGGGCAGGCACGAUGGGGACACUGGUGCCUGUCCUGCUGUGCUGGACCCUCCUCUUGGGUUCCACAGCCCCCCAGGACAACCAAGGCCGGUCUUACUCUCUGACCUUUCGCUACACUGGGCUGUCCAGGCCCACUGAAGGCUCCCCCAGGUUUCAGGCCACCGCGCACCUCAACGACCAGCCCUUCUUCCACUACGAUAGCAAAGGCAGGAAGGCCGAGCCCCUGGGCCCCUGGAGCCAGGUGGAAGGAAUGGAGGACUGGAAGAAGGAGAGCCAGCUUCAGGAGGCCAGAGAGGAAAUCUUCAUGGUGACCCUGAAUGACAUCAUUGACUACUACAAGGACAGAGGGGAGGAUGCAGGGUCUCACACCUUCCAGGGAAUGUUCGGCUGUGAGCUCCAGAAUAACACACUCAGUGGAGCAUUUUGGAGGUACGGCUACGAUGGACAGGACUUCAUCGAAUUCAACAAAGAACUGCCAGCCUGGGUUCCCUUGGACCCAGCCGCCGUGAACACCAAGCAGAAAUGGGAGGCAGAAGCGGUCUAUCCGCAGCGGGCCAAGGCCUACCUGGAGGAGGAAUGCCCCAGUAUGCUGCGGAGGUACCUGAAGCACGGCGGUUCUCUCCUGGACCGAAAAGAUCCUCCCUUGGUAUUGUUCACUAGUCAUGUGAACCCAGAAAAAACGAUACUCAAGUGCCUGGUCUACGCCUUCUACCCAGAAGAGAUCACUCUGAGCUGGACUCGAGGCAGUGAAGCUCAGGAGUGGGAUUCACUGGGAGAUGUUCUUCCCAGUGGAGACGGCACUUACCAGACACUGGCGAUGGCGGAAGUCCCAACCCAACACACAGUCCCCUACCUCUGCCACGUGGAGCACAGCAGCCUGGCCCAGCCCCUCACUGUGGCAUUGAACAAGGCAAAGAAACCUCAGGGUUAAAGUCAGUCGAGGACUCAGCCCCAGUAGCCACCCUACUGCCUGACAUGAGAAAGACAAACUCUAGAAAUCGCCAUCAACAUCAUCAGUGAGGUCCGGGCAGGCAGUGUGAGGGGACAGGCUGCAGCUUUGGAAACAGAAGACGUGAGUGCCCAGCUCUGAGCUGCCCCUUGCUGCCAAAUCGCUGAACUCCCACAGCUUCCAUCGUCUAAUCUGUAAAAUCAAGUUAACAAUAAUUACCUUGCCUAGCACACGAUUUAGAAAGGUGUUUUUAAACUCUGCAACACUGUAAAAUGUGAUUAGAUCUGUUCAUUUGUCCUGUCCCCCAAAACAUUUGACCAUCUGAAAUUCUCAGAAUAAAAAUGCCUUCAAACAAA
Messenger RNA from Choloepus didactylus (southern two-toed sloth), 1374 nucleotides. It is a transcript of the gene AZGP1, whose product is annotated as alpha-2-glycoprotein 1, zinc-binding. Gene Ontology annotation, cellular component: external side of plasma membrane. The record is from RefSeq and is a predicted model, not a curated record. The transcript is spliced from 4 exons. Bases 83 to 1000 code for a protein of 305 amino acids. Gene Ontology annotation, biological process: immune response. NCBI's taxonomy places the organism in Eukaryota, Metazoa, Chordata, Mammalia, Pilosa, Megalonychidae.